Thecamonas trahens ATCC 50062 is the source of this 7472-nucleotide messenger RNA. Its product is annotated as serine/threonine-protein kinase mTOR. Gene Ontology annotation, cellular component: TORC1 complex; TORC2 complex; nucleus. Gene Ontology annotation, molecular function: protein binding; protein-containing complex binding; protein serine/threonine kinase activity. The coding region runs from base 17 to 7369 and encodes 2450 amino acids. The record is from RefSeq and is a predicted model, not a curated record. NCBI's taxonomy places the organism in Eukaryota, Apusomonadida, Apusomonadidae. The transcript has 2 exons. Gene Ontology annotation, biological process: TOR signaling; negative regulation of macroautophagy.
GUCCACGGGAGCUACCAUGUCGUCAUCCAUGCUAGACUCCCUACAUGGUAUCGCACAACUACUCCGGACAAAAAAUGACGUGGUGACGCAACAAAAAGGUGCGGCAGCUCUGCAGUCGUUGGUGGUCUCGGUCGUUCGUGAGUCGCCGUCGGACUUGCGGACAAGGUUUAUGAACGAGCUGAGGAACGUCAUCCAUGAUCUGGUCAACUCGGCAUCGGUGGAUGAGAACAAGGGCGGUGUUCUUGCGAUUGCUGUCCUGGUCGACGUCGAUACCCACGACAAUGCCACCAAGAUUGCUCGCUUCGCAAACUACCUCAAGAACGUCCUCCCCUGCUCGGAUCCGUCGGUCAUGGAGAUGGCUGCCAAGACGCUCGGCCGCUUGGCGCAGGUCGGCGGCACGCUCUCGGCAGACAUUGUCGAGUUUGAAGUCUCCCGGGCCUUUGACUGGCUCUCGGGCAACGACCGUAACGAGUCACGUCGCCUCGCCGCCGUCCUCCUCCUCCGCGAGCUCUCCAUCAUGGCCCCGACCCUCUUCUACGUCCACGUCGCUUCGUUCUUUGACCUCUUCUCCAUUCCAGUCUCCGACCCCAAGCUGGCUGUCCGCAAAGUCGCCGUCGAGGCCCUUGCCUCGUGCCUCCGCCUCAUCUCCUCGCGCCAGGCCGCGCUCAAGGCCGACUGGCUCUCGCGCCUCUUUGACGAGGCUAUGCGCGCUCUCACCUCGCCAUCGCCCGACGCCAUCCACGGCGCGCUCCUCACCCUCUCAGUCCUCCUCGACAUGGCGCCCGAGUUUAUGGACUCGGUCCUCGACGACGUUGCCGUCAUUCUCUCCUUCCAGUCGCACAAGAACCGCGACAUCCGCCGCUCACUCCUCAUCAUCAUUCCCAAGAUCGCCGCCUUUCGCUCCGAAGAGUUUAUCGCCGUCCACCUCAAGCAUGCCAUGGCCGACAUGCUGGGAGUCCUCAAGUCGGCCCGCGACGACCGCGACGUCGCCUUUGUGGCCGUUGGCGAAAUUGCCCGCGUAGUCAAGUCCAACAUUGCUCCUUUCCUCGACGCCAUUUUCAAGGCCAUCUCCGACUCGCUCUCCGCCAAAAAGUCGUCCAAGACCUAUUCGCUCGCCUCGCUCGACUGUGUCGCCAUGCUCGCCGAAGCCAUGGGCCCGCCGCUCGCCAAGCGACUCGCCGCCCUCCUCGACACCAUGUUCCUCUCCGGCCUCUCGCAGCGGCUCGUCGACUCGCUCGCACCCAUCGCUGCUCACCUUCCAGAGCUUCUCUCGCCGAUCCAGACCCGCCUCCUCGACAUGCUCUCGCUCGUCCUCAAGGGUGUUCCCUACUCGGCGCCUGGAUCCACCGGCUCGUCGUCGUCGGCCACCGCCGCCACGAGCUCGGCCCCGGCUUCGGGCAUCUCGCCGCUGAGCGCAAACCCGGCACUCGCCGCGACCAUUGCCGCCCAGGGCGGCGCGUCCAAUCCCGAGCUCCUUGCCCUCGCUCUCGAGACGCUAGGUCAAUUCAACUUUGAGGGCCACAUCCUCUCGGAGCUGGUCCGCUUUUGCGUCGUCGACUUUCUUGAGCACUCGGAGCCGCUCAUCCGCCGCCAGGCCGCCCUCACAUGCUGUGCGCUCCUAGUUGAGCCGGACACACCGGCGCCGACCUCGGGCCACGAGUCCAUCGUCGUCGCAGAGGUCCUGGAGAAGCUCAUCGUGGUCGGCAUUGCUGACCCGGACCCGUCCAUCCGCGAGGCUGUCCUCGCCUCACUCGACGACCGCUUCGACUACCACCUCGCUCAGGCCGAAGUCCUCCGAUCGCUCUUUAUUGCGCUCAAAGACGAGGUCUUUGCCAUCCGCGAGCUCGCCAUCAAGCUCGUCGGCCGCCUCACCAUGCGCAAUCCGGCCUACGUCAUGCCUGCCCUCCGCAAGACCCUUAUUCAGCUCCUCACCGAGCUCGAGUACUCGGGUGAGGCGACCAACAAGGAAGAGUCGGCCCAGCUCCUCGCCCAGCUCAUCGCCUCCUCGCACCGCCUCAUCAAGCCGUACGUCUCUUCGGUCAUCCGUGCCCUCCUCCCGAAACUCACCGACAAGUCGGCUGGCAUGCUCGUCGGCACCUACGUCCUCUCUGCUCUCGGCGAGCUUGCUGUUGUGGCUGGCGAGGCCAUGCUGCAGUACACACCGGCUCUGCUGCCGCUCAUCAUCGAGACACUCUACGACCAGUCGUCACUCCUCCGCCGCAAGGUCGCCAUGCGCACCCUUGGCCAGCUCUGCCAAUCCACGGGCUAUGUCGUCGCGCCCUACGUGCGCUUCCCGGCCCUUCUCAACAUUCUUCUCGGCGCCCUCUCGUCCGAGUCGUCCGCCGAGAUCCGGUCCGAGAUCAUGAAGGUCCUCGGCAUCAUCGGCGCCCUCGACCCCUACCGCCACAAGCUCAUCCAGCAGCCAGCCGGUGGCUCGGGCGCACUCGCCGACGUCGCCGAAGCCGGCAGUGAGCCGCUCACCGACGCGGGUGCUGCCGUCCCUGACAACUCGGGUACCCGUGCCACACGCGCUCGUCGCGAGACCGUCGCCCCAACCGGCCCCGACCUCCAGUCGCUCGCCCUCCUCCCGCCGGCCGAUGCCAACGCCUCGCUCGACGAGUACCACGCCCGCGUCGCCAUAACCGCGCUCAUUGCUGUCCUCUCCGACCCGACACUUGCCAAGCACCACAAGCUCGUUGUCUCGACGGUCAUGCAGAUUUUCACCUCGCUCGGCAUGCGCGCCGCGCCGUUUCUCCCUCAAAUCAUGCCGCCAAUGCUCCAGGUCAUGCGCGGGUGCGACCCGUCGCUCCGCGAGGCUCUCUUCCAGCACAUGUCGUCCAUUGUCGUCAUCGUGAAGCACCACAUCCGCGAGUACCUCGACGAGCUCUUUGACCUCAUCCUCGAGUUCUGGGACUCGGGCCUUCUCAUCCAGAUCAUCUCGCUUGUCGAAGAGAUCUCCACCGCCCUCGCGGACGAGUUCAAGGUCUACCUGCCAAAGCUCAUUCCACACCUCCUCCGCAUUCUGCAUGCCGACGUCUCCGAGGCCGGACUUCCGCGCCGCAAGGCGCUCGCUGCCCUCGAGACCUUUGGCACCAACCUAGACGACUACCUCCACCUCGUGGUCCCGGCCGUCGUCCGCAUGACCGAGCAAGUCGAGGCGCCGCUUGUUGUCCGCGUCCAGGCCCUGCAAGCGCUUGGUCGCCUCUGCCGCAAGCUCAACUUUUCCGAGUACGCCUCGCGCAUCAUUCUUCCUCUCGCGCGCAUCCUCGCCUCGGGCUCGCCAGACCUCGUCCGCGAAGUCAUGGAGACCCUCUGUGCGCUUGUUGUCCACCUCGGCUCCGACUUUGCCGUUUUCAUUCCCAUGAUCAACAAGGCGCUCCACGCCCAGGGCCUCGCCCAUCCGCGCUACGAGGCGCUCGUCUCCAAGCUCCUUAAGGGCGACCUCCGCGCCGAGCAGGACGACGACGAGGUCGAAGCCGACGAGGUCGAAGCAGGAUCGGACGAUGCCAUUGCCCGCCUCCCGGUCAACGAGCAGGUCCUGCAAAAGGCUUGGGAGGCAUCGCAGCGGACAACCAAGGAGGACUGGCUCGAGUGGAUCCGCAAGUUUUCGGUCCAGCUCCUCAAGUCGUCGAGCUCGCCCUCGCUCCGCGCCUGCUGGGCUCUUGCACAAGUCUACCCGCCGCUCGCCAAGCACCUCUUCAAUGCCGCCUUCCUCUCGUGCUGGACCGAGCUGUUCGACCAGUACCGCACCGCCCUUACCCGCUCGCUCCAGACCGCGCUCUGCUCCGACACCAUUCCCGCAGAGAUCCUACAGCAGCUGCUCAACCUGGCUGAGUUUAUGGAGCACAACGACCAGGCGCUCUCCAUUCCUAUCGAGACACUUGGCCGGCUCGCUGAAAAGUGCCGCGCUUACGCCAAAGCUCUUCACUACAAAGAAAUCGAGUUCCAGCACGCGCCCGAGGAGACCAUCGAAGCGCUCAUUUCUAUCAACAAUCAGCUCGGCCAGCCCGAGGCCGCCGAGGGCAUCCUCCUCUACGCCCGCAUCAACCACGGCGUCGUCCUCAAGUCGUCUUGGUACGAGAAGCUCCACCGCUGGGAGGAUGCGCUUGCGGCCUACGACGAGGCCGAGGCCGACGUUUCUGACAUUUCGCCCGACAUGUCUGUCCAGGUUGCCAGCGCCACCCUCGACCCGCACCUCGGCCGCAUGCGCUGCCUCUCGGCGCUCGGCGAGUGGGAGUCGCUGGCCGCCCUCGCCUCGUCGGCCUGGGACCGCUUGCCGCCGACGCUCCACGGCGACGUCGCGCCCAUGGCCGCCGCCGCCGCGUGGAACCUCUCGGACUGGUCCGAAAUGGCCACCUACGUCGACGCCAUGGACGCCGCCACCGUCCCGGGUGCCUUUUACCGCGCCGUCCUCGCGCUACACUCGGACGCGUACGCCGAGGCACAGAGCUACGUCGACAAGGCCCGCGAGCUGCUCGACACCGAGCUCACCGCGCUCGUCUCCGAGUCGUACGACCGGGCGUACCCGGUGAUGGUGCAGGUCAUGCAGCUCGCAGAGAUGGAAGAGGUUAUUGCCUACAAGCUCGCCGACGACGAGCAGCAGCGGCUCAUCCGCAAGAUGUGGGCCGCCCGCCUCGACGGCUGCCAGCGCUCGAUCGACAUCUGGCAGCGGGUCCUCGCUGUCCGCUCUAUUGUGCUCCAGCCCAACGAUGACAUGGCGACCUGGCUUAACUUUGCCGAGCUCUGCCGCGAGUCGGGCCGCAUGCGCCUCUCGUACAAGUCGAUCACUGCACUCCUCGACGAGACACCGCCGAUGCUGGGCACUGCGCUUGGUGCGGUGGCGUCUGACCCUGUCGCGCCACGCCCUCUCCCGGAUGUCCUCGCAUCCGCGCCGCCGCCGGUCGUAUUUGCCUACAUCAAGCAUGUGUGGGAGCAGAAGCCCGAGGGCGCCGCGGUAUCGCUGUACGAGCUCUCGCCGUUUGCCUCGGCCGCCUUUGCCUCGUCGUUUGCAUCCGGCACCGUUGCCGGCGACACCGCCGCCGGUUCGGGUGCACUCACGGUCGCCCCGCACAAGAUCCUCGCCCUCCGCUACCUGCAGGACAUGCUGGCGUCAGGCAUGGCCGAGUGCGAGCCGCGGCUCAUGGCGCGCGCCUCGGUCAAGCUCGGCGAGUGGCUCCUGGCGACCCACACCGGGCCGACAUCGGACGGCUCGCUCGAGGCCAUUCUCGCCGCCUUUGAGGCCGGGACCGAGCACGACCCGUCAUGGUACGACGGGUGGCACUCGUGGGCGCGGAUCAACCUCGCGGCGGUCCAGCACCUUGCGGUGGACGACGCCAGCCCGCGCGACGAAGACGCGCUUGACCCGUACCUCGUGGCCUCGCUCCGUGGCUUUUUCCAGUCGCUCGCGCUCGGCUCGGCCGGCUCGAUGCUCCAGGACGCGCUCCGGGUUCUCACUCUUUGGUUCAAGUACGGUCACCGGUCGUCGGUCGAGUCUGCGCUCUUUGAGGGCUUUGGCCUUGUCUCGGUCGACACGUGGCUGUGUGUCAUUCCGCAGCUCAUUGCGCGGAUCCAUGCGUCGAACGAGCGGGUCCGCAAGACCGUCAUCGAGCUCCUCACUCAGGUGGGCAAGGCGCAUCCGCAGGCUCUUGUCUACCCGCUCACGGUGGCGUCCAAGUCACAGUCUGCGGCGCGGCGCAAGUCUGCGCUCCUCAUUGUCAACUCGAUCAAGAACCACUCCCCGAACCUGAUUGAGCAGGCCGAGAUGGUUGCCGACGAACUCAUCCGCGUCGCCAUCCUGUGGUACGAGAUGUGGCACGAGGCGCUGGAGGAGGCCUCACGACUGUUCUUUGGCGACGGUGACGUCGACGGCAUGUUUGCCGCCCUCGACGAGCUCCACCAGUCGCUCGACGCCGGCGCGACGACGCUUCGCGAGGUCUCGUUCCAGCAGGCGUACGGCCGCGACUUGCGCGAGGCGGCCAAGUGGUGCGAGCGAUACAAGGCGUCGCGAAAGGCCAACGAUCUCAACCAGGCGUGGGACCUCUACUACCGGGUCUUCCGGCGCAUCGACAAGCAGCUCGCGGAGAUGAAGUGCCUCGAGAUGAAGUACGUCUCGCCACUCCUCGACUCUGCGCGCGACCUCGAGCUUCCGGUCCCGGGUACGUACGGCGCCAACACGGCGAUGGUCCGCAUUGCGCGGUUCGGCUCUGAGCUGCGGAUCAUUGCCUCGAAGCAGCGGCCGCGCAAGAUCUCGAUCCUCGGCUCGGACGGAGUCCGCUACGAGUACCUGCUCAAAGGCCACGAGGACCUGCGGCAGGACGAGCGGGUCAUGCAGCUGUUUGGUCUGGUCAACACGCUGCUGCAGAACGAUCCCGAGACGGCGCGCAAACACCUGGGCAUCAUCCGAUACGAGAUCAUCCCGCUCUCGCCGUACUCGGGCCUCCUCGGCUGGGUGCCGGACACGGACACACUCCACGCGCUCGUGCAAGAAUACCGCGAGAUGCGCGGCAUUCCGCUCAACCAGGAGCACCGGCACAUGCUGCAGCUCUCGCCGGCGCGGUACGAGACGCUGACGCUGAUGCAAAAGGUGGAGGUCUUCCUCGCGGCGCUCGACGGCUCGUCGGGCGACGACCUGUACAAGAUGCUCUGGCUCAAGUCGCCGUCGUCCGAGGCGUGGCUUGAGCGGCGGACCAACUACACGCGGUCUCUGGCGGUCAUGUCGAUGGUCGGCUACAUCCUCGGCCUCGGCGAUCGUCACCCGUCGAACCUAAUGAUCGAUCGCAGGUCGGGCAAGGUCGUCCACAUCGACUGGGGCGACUGCUUCGAGGUCGCCAUGCUCCGCGACAAGUUCCCGGAAAAGGUGCCGUUCCGGCUGACCCGCAUGCUCCGCAAGGCCAUGGAGGUCUCGAUGAUCGAGGGCAACUACCGGUUUACCUGCGAGUCGGUCAUGCACGUCUUGCGGCUCAACAAGGACGCGCUUAUGUCGGUCCUCGAGGCCUUUGUCCACGACCCGCUCAUUAAUUGGCGGCUGCUCGAGGACAAGACCGUGGCUGACGGCGCGCCCGGUGCCGGUGCCGACGGCGAGCCUGCCGACGGCGUCGGCUCGCCGCCAGUCUUUGCCGAGGGCGUCCCCGGCGCCCGCCGCAAGGUCGUCGACGAGUCGGCACUCGCCGAAGUCUCCACCACCGCCGAGCCCGAGCUCAACGAGAAGGCUGUCCAGAUCAUCAACCGCAUCUCGUCCAAGCUCUCUGGUCGUGACUUUGAUGAGAACGAGACGCUCUCGGUCGAGGCACAGGUCGACAAGCUCAUCCGGCAGGCAACCUCGCUCGAGAACUUGGCAUCUCUCUACCUUGGAUGGUGCGCGUGGUACUGAUUACAUGGAUUACAUACAUCAAAGCAAAAGGAGAGAUGGGCGUGGGCGCUGGGCGUUUGUAGCAGCGGCUACGCGGCGUAGAGGGCUGCAAAGGCGGCAACAA